ACGAGGAAACACAAAGAGUAAUUAUCAUUCUCACGUCUUCAUCUUGUUUGUUAAAUCAAAGUCUCCAGAGAGAGAGAGAGAGAGAGAAUCAGUAGAUGAAAAAAAAGCUUCUUGGACUGAAAGAAAUAUACAGCAUAAAAAAAGAAAGAAAGGGGAGAAACCAAAAAACAAAAAAAAAAUUCGAUUUUUCCAUUCACGCAAUCACAACCGGAUUUCUCUUUUGCUCUCCUUUCUGCUUCCUUCCUUCCAAUCGUUUUCUUCUUUUUGUCACACACUUAAUUAAUUGCUCAAUCGUUUUUGGGGUUUCAUUGUUUCGUCGAUUAAGGUUUCUGGGGUUUACUUUACACUGCAAAGAUUUCUUUGUGAUAAUCAAUCUAUAAAUUCGGUGAACGGUGGUUUGUCGUUUUGUCUUCCCACAGUUUUGUGAGAGAAAAUGAUACAUCUAAUAUCUUGACAUUGCAUAAACUUGAUUGAAUUGGAUCAUCUUGUAAUUAUUUUGGGGUAUGGACGACUUGCUUCUGUUUAUGCAUAUUUAUAAACAUAAUAUAUGAAUGAUGUUUGGUGGGCAAAAAGGCGCUCUCCAGAAUCUGAAACAAAAAUUGCUUGGAGAAUCAUCUUAUACAACAUUUGUCAACGAUGUUCCCCCUGAAAUCGAGUUGUCUGAUUACCAAAGAGCACCAAGUCCAGGUUCUGAAAGCCCUUCUGGGCUUCUUAAUGGUGAAAGCUUGAAAGUCAAACCAAUUGCUGAUUUAGAUCUCUUCUUUGAGAGGCUUUAUAGCUACUACUGUGAAAAAGGUCUAUGGUGCAUAAUCAUUAAGUGGAUUGUUGAACUUUUGAGCUUGGCUUUUACCAUAUGUUUCUCUGGUUUUUUCUUACUAUUUGUUGAUUGGAAUGGUCUUCGAAGUGCAAAAUGUGGAAUGGAUGCAGUUGAAUUCGGGAUAAAACCAUGUGAUCUUGCUAAAGAGGCUCUUCAUCAACAUCCAUUGACACCAUUAACGCCUUUUAAAGUAGUAAUCCUUGGUUAUCUUGGAAUCACAUUUGUUUACUGGAUCUUUUGCUUUUUACGGUUCUUUGUACAGCUUAAGGAUACACUAGAAAUACGCCAAUUCUACAUUAACAGUCUUGGUGUGACUGACAAUGAGAUGCAAACAACACCAUGGGCAUCGAUUCUUGAAAAGGUAGUUCAAAUUCAAGAAUCACAGCAGUUAUGUGUGGUGAAGGAUCUUUCUGCUCAUGAUAUUGUGAUGCGAUUGAUGAGGAAGGAAAAUUAUUUGAUUGGCAUGUUGAACAAAGGGGUGCUAAGCUUCCCGAUAUCUUCGUGGGUCCCGGGUGCGGGGCCCACCGUCAAGAAAGGUCCAAAUGGUACACGUUAUUGCCUCAUGCUAACCAAGACCCUUGAAUGGACUCUAAACUGGUGCAUAUUGCAUAGCAUGUUUGAUAGAAACUUUUGUAUCAGAAAGGACUUUGUAAGCGAUCGCAAUACCUUAAAGAAAAGGUUAAUGGUAGUUGGGAUUGCAAUGCUUCUCCUCUCUCCAUUUCUGGUUGUGUUUAUGCUUGUGUAUCUUUUUCUAAGACAUGCUGAACAGUUCUACAAUCAUCCUAGUACAGCUUCAUCAAGAAGAUGGUCAAAUCUUUCAAAAUGGAUAUUCCGUGAAUUCAACGAGGUGGAUCAUCUGUUCAAGCACCGAAUCAACAGCAGUGUUACACACGCUUCAGAUUAUUUAAAACAAUUCCCAUCUCCAAUUCUAUCAAUCGUUGCAAAGUUUGUAUCUUUUGUCUCGGGUGGCUUUGCUGCAAUCUUGAUCAUCAUUGCUUUCCUUGAGGAGUCUCUGCUUGAAGGCCAUAUCUUUGGGCGUAAUCUGUUUUGGUAUGGAGCUGUUUUUGGAGCUAUCACUGCUAUUAGUCGAGCUGCUGUUUCAGAUGAGCUUCUUGUACUCGAUCCACAUGGCACUAUGUCUCUUGUUGUCCAACAUACUCAUUAUAUGCCUAAAAGAUGGCGUGGAAAAGAAAACACCGAAUAUGUUCGAGUGGAGUUUGAAACUCUUUUUCAGUACACUGGGAAGAUGCUGCUGGAGGAGAUGGCCUCAAUCUUUUUAACUCCAUUCUUGCUUAUCUUUGUAGUACCAAAGCGGGUUGAUGAUAUUUUGCAGUUUAUUGCUGACUUCACUGUUGAUGUUCAAGGAGUUGGCCAUGUUUGUAGCUUUAGUACAUUCAACUUCCAAAAGCAUGGUAAUAUCAAGUACGGAUCGCCACAUAAUGCCUCCCGAACUUACAGAAGCUCCCAGGGCAAAAUGGAGAAAUCAUUCCUAAGCUUUCAGAGUAGCUAUCCAUCAUGGGAACCAAGCGCAGAUGGAAAGCAGUUUCUUUCAACUCUGAAAACAUUCAAAGAGCAAAAGUUUCAAGAACAGGGUAUAAGGCCAGGGGGCUACAUGGGCCCGGACCAUAUGCAACAAUGGGCUCCUCGAGGCCAAGGUGACCCAAACAGCUACUUUUCAAGGGACACAAGAAGCCCAAACAUUUCAAGAAGUGCUUAUCAACUCGAUUGCAUGUGGCUCAUUGACCCUGUCCACAAGAACCACCCCUACAUUCUAGACUGGUACCACACAUCAUCCGCUCACCAUCAUCAUCAUCAUCAUACAACAAUCGGUCAACAAGACAUGGAAUCCGGGCAGGUUGAUGUUGAAGAAAGUCUGGCAAACGUGUGGGACCCGCCUGACCUGGGUCGGGACCGGGUCCCGUAUGAUGAAAACUGGGGAAGCUUUUUCGAUGAUCGGGCAGGGAGUAACAUGGACACAUCAACAUCUGCUCCUCUUUUACGUGGAAGUGUGUUGCAACAUCAUGACUCGGGCAGCAUCGGGCAGGCGGGCAGGAGUCAGUGGUGGGCUCGGGGCGAUGGCCCGCGAGGGGUGGGACCUCAGACGAGCUUUAUUGAGCCUCCGAACUUCACUCGGGAUGAUUACAAUGACUACAAUGAUAAUAUCUCGGAAAGAAGCUUUGAGGAACAUGAUCAUCAGCAGUUUGAUUGGAGGGGUGAAAACAGAUUAUUAUCAAGGACGUUUUAUAUGGAUGAUAUUGAAGGAGGAAAUUUUGAUCUUCCUUUUGAUGAUAUUUAUGAUAGACACUCUCAAAGCCCACCAAGAACCAUAGAAUGAUUCGAUGUGUGGAUGUGUUUCUGGUUUAAAUUUGUGAUCUUUUGCAAAGAAACUGUUGGAAAUUCUUUGUUGUAUAUAAAUCAAUUAGGAAAUUGAAGUCGAAAAUGUUUGUUAGAAAGUGAUUAAGAUUUAAGGGUACAGUCACUUUAAAGUAACAAGAAAACAGUUAACCGAUUGAUGAUUUGUUGAUCUCUCGUACUAUCAUGAAGUUUGAUGAUAUAUUGCAUUGUAUAUAAAAUUGGUCGUGUUCUGCUUUUGGUUUUUGAAUA
Lactuca virosa is the source of this 3421-nucleotide messenger RNA. Lineage: Eukaryota; Viridiplantae; Streptophyta; Magnoliopsida; Asterales; Asteraceae. The record is from the annotation of a GenBank genome assembly.